Molecule: messenger RNA, 1537 nt
Organism: Arvicola amphibius (Eurasian water vole)
Lineage: Eukaryota; Metazoa; Chordata; Mammalia; Rodentia; Cricetidae
Gene: Ankrd49
Product: ankyrin repeat domain 49
Exons: 3
Coding region: 509-1228 (239 amino acids)
Molecular function (GO): protein binding
Source: RefSeq, a predicted model, not a curated record
CGUCCGGAGCGGCGGGGCGGGCGGCCGUGGGUGGCGGGCCACGUCGUAGGUAGCGCCGAGGCAGCCUCUUCGGUGUGGGAAUCGGAAGCCCUCCCGCUAGACCGGAGAGAGGCCUCUCUUCCCUCUUCCCCUGACGAGCGCCCCAGGAUCCCCGGUCACCACUUGUGCCUUACUUUGUGUGCUGAUAGAACCGUGAAGAGAGUGGAGUAAAAAUAAUGUGGAACGUUGAACUAAAUCAGACCCCGGAAGGUCCUGAUGCUGAUGCAAGGCAACUCGUCUUAAACUGUCAGAGUCUUAGCGCAGUCCUCUGAAAUGGGACAGGGGGCUCCAUCUCACUGAGAUGAGAAUUGGAACAGUUCGUAUCUCUCUAAAAUGGAGUGUUGCCUUUAAGUUAGGGAACGCCCUAUUCCUCCAUAAUGAUCGGAACGACCAAACAAUGCAGAUGUAAUCUGUCUAUAGAAAGACUGUCCCCUAGUGCUUGAAAUGCUUUUUUAGAAUAGUAGCAAAAAUGGAAAAAGAAAAAGUAAGGGAUGAGGAAACACCAGACCCAGAAAACUCUUUGGACUUUUCUGAACAGUUUAAUCAGCUUGAAUUGUUGGAAACCCAUGGACACCUGAUUCCCACUGGUACGCAGAGUCUCUGGGUAGGCGAUUCUGAUGAAGAGGAGGAACAAGAAGAAAAACACGAAGAAUGGUAUCAAUUGCAAGAGAAAAAAAUGGAAAAAGAUCCAAGCAAAUUGCUUCUUUGGGCUGCUGAAAAAAAUCGGCUUGCUACGGUGCAGAGGCUACUUUCUGAGAAGGCCACUGAAGUGAACACUAGGGACGAAGAUGAGUACACCCCUCUUCACCGAGCAGCCUACAGUGGACACUUAGAUAUUGUUCGUGAGCUGGUGGCUCAGGGGGCAGAUGUUCAUGCAGUGACUGUGGAUGGCUGGACACCACUACACAGUGCUUGUAAAUGGAAUAACACCAGGGUGGCCUCCUUCUUACUUCAGCACGAUGCAGACAUCAAUGCCCAAACAAAAGGCCUCUUGACCCCUUUGCACCUUGCUGCUGGGAAUAGAGACAGCAGGGACACCCUAGAACUCCUCCUGAUGAAUCGCUACAUCAAACCAGGGCUGAAAAACAACUCUCAAGAAACCGCUUCCGAUAUUGCCAGGAGGACAAGCGUCUAUCACUACCUCUUUAAAAUCGUGGAAGACUGUACCAACUCUUCACCUUCGUCUUAAUGGCUCCAGUCAUUUUCUUAAGCUUCAAAGUACCAGUGCCUCCUAUGUAUGAGAUGUAAAAUAUCCCCAUAUACAGAGAGCAGAUGUCUCACUACAGAAAUUUUGUUGGAUGAAUCACAGUUUUCUUUCAAGUGACCUGCUUGACCUUGGUGUCAAAAUGUAUUUGAGAGGUGUUUGGAUGCAGCUGUGGUGAAUGCCAUAGAGCUUGUGAUUUUUAUCAGAGGUAAUUUUAACUGGACAUGGGUAAUAGAGAAGCUAAGGAUAUUUUUUUGGUGCUGAUCCAAGAGAAAAGUAUUUUUAAAUAUCCUA